Molecule: messenger RNA, 3552 nt
Organism: Magnolia sinica
Lineage: Eukaryota; Viridiplantae; Streptophyta; Magnoliopsida; Magnoliales; Magnoliaceae
Product: DNA replication licensing factor MCM2
Exons: 18
Coding region: 153-2987 (944 amino acids)
Biological process (GO): DNA replication; double-strand break repair via break-induced replication; mitotic DNA replication initiation
Cellular component (GO): nucleus; MCM complex
Molecular function (GO): single-stranded DNA binding; 3'-5' DNA helicase activity; single-stranded DNA helicase activity
Source: RefSeq, a predicted model, not a curated record
UCGCGCCAAAAUCUUCCCGCCAAAAAGCAACCCCCUUCCCUCCAUACCCCAGUCGCAGAGAACCUCAAAACCCUAACCUCAGAAACAGAGCACGCCAGACUCCGCAAAACGAGAAAUUCGUCGAGAAGAUAUCGUCUCCGCAGAUCUGAAACAUGGACGAUUCGGAGAACCCAUCAACGCCCGGUUCGCCCACCUCAGCCGGGUUCAGCACGGACCGGCUCCCUCCAAACACGAGCCACGCCUCCGACUCCUCUUCCGACGACGAGGCUGCCGUCGAUCCCGAGAUUGUACGCGACGAGCCUGAUGACGCUGAUGAUGAGGAAGAAGGAGAAGAUCUCUACAAUGACAAUUACAUGGAAGAUUACCGUCGGAUGGAUGAGCAUGAUCAGUACGAAUCGGUGGGCCUGGACGAUUCGAUGGAGGAUGAGAGGGAUAUUGAUCAGAUCAUGGAGGAUCGGAGGGCAGCAGAGGUGGAGCUCGAUGCAAAAGAAGGGAACAUGGGACCGGUGAGUCGGAAGCUCCCUCGCCUUCUACAUGAUCAAGACACAGAUGAUGAAAUUAAUUACAGGCACCCAAAAAGGUCUAGAGCUGAUUUCAGGCCUCCAAGAGGACCAAGAAGCUAUGAUGAUACUGAUGGCGGAACACCAAGUUCACCUGGAAGAUCACAGAGAGGACAUUCAAGAGACGAUGUGCCAAUGACUGAUCAAACUGACGAUGAACCUUAUGAGGAAGAAGACGAUGAUGAAGGAGAGUUUGAAAUGUAUCGUGUCCAAGGAACUUUGAGGGAGUGGGUUACCAGAGAUGAAGUGCGCCGGUUCAUUGCUAAGAAAUUUAAGGAGUUCUUGCUUACGUAUGUAAAUCCAAAGAAUGAACAAGGAGAUUUCGAAUAUGUUCGGCUGAUUAAUGAGAUGGUCUUAGCUAAUAAAUGUAGCUUGGAGAUAGAUUACAAGCAAUUCAUCUAUAUACUUCCAAAUAUUGCCAUCUGGCUGGCUGAUGCACCCCAAUCGGUGCUUGAGGUCAUGGAAGAGGUUGCCAAGAAUGUCGUCUUUGAUUUCCACAAGAACUACAAAAAUAUUCAUCAAAAAAUCUAUGUGCGGAUAACCAACCUACCAGUUUAUGAUCAGAUACGCAACAUAAGGCAAAUCCAUCUGAACACCAUGAUCCGCAUAGGAGGUGUUGUGACUCGACGAUCUGGGGUUUUCCCUCAGUUGCAACAGGUGAAGUAUGACUGCAACAAAUGUGGGAUGGUUCUUGGGCCAUUCUUCCAGAACUCCUAUUCAGAAGUCAAGGUGGGGUCUUGCCCCGAAUGUCAAUCGAAAGGGCCUUUCACUGUCAACAUCGAGCAGACAAUUUACAGGAACUACCAGAAACUCACACUUCAGGAGAGUCCAGGAAUCGUCCCAGCUGGUCGACUUCCGAGAUACAAAGAAGUGAUACUCCUAAAUGAUCUAAUCGAUUGUGCUCGUCCUGGAGAAGAAAUUGAGGUCACAGGCAUAUACACGAACAACUUUGAUUUAUCUUUGAAUACGAAAAAUGGGUUUCCUGUCUUUGCAACCGUGGUUGAAGCGAACUACGUCACAAAGAAGCAGGACCUCUUCUCCGCUUACAAGCUCACCGAGGAGGACAAGGCAGAAAUUGAGAAGUUGUCCAAGGACCCAAGGAUUGGAGAAAGGAUUGUUAAGUCCAUAGCCCCAUCAAUCUAUGGUCAUGAAGACAUCAAAACUGCAAUAGCUCUUGCUAUGUUUGGAGGCCAGGAAAAGAAUGUUAAAGGAAAGCAUCGAUUGAGAGGGGACAUAAAUGUUCUCCUCCUCGGCGAUCCGGGUACAGCCAAGUCACAGUUCCUCAAGUACGUUGAGAAGACAGGGCAAAGGGCUGUUUAUACAACUGGAAAAGGAGCUUCUGCUGUUGGGCUCACAGCAGCAGUGCACAAGGACCCUGUCACAAGGGAAUGGACUCUUGAAGGAGGGGCCCUUGUCCUAGCCGAUAGAGGCAUCUGCCUAAUUGAUGAGUUCGACAAAAUGAAUGAUCAGGACAGAGUGAGUAUCCAUGAAGCCAUGGAGCAACAGAGCAUUAGCAUUUCGAAGGCUGGGAUUGUCACAUCUCUCCAAGCACGUUGUUCUGUCAUUGCUGCUGCAAAUCCAGUUGGAGGAAGGUACGAUUCUUCAAAGACUUUCUCACAAAAUGUGGAGCUGACGGAUCCGAUUAUUUCUCGUUUUGACGUCCUCUGUGUUGUCAAGGACAUAGUCGAUCCUGUCACAGAUGAAAUGCUUGCGAAAUUUGUUGUGGAUAGUCACUUUAAGUCACAACCCAAAGGAGCCAAUCUGGAUGACAAAUCCGUUGGCAAUUCUCAAGAUGAUUUCCCAGCCUCUGCCAUGCCAGUCGAUCCUGAGAUACUUUCUCAAGAUAUGCUCAAGAAGUAUAUAACAUAUGCAAAGCUGAACAUAUUCCCUAAACUGCAUGAUGCCGAUUUGGAUAAACUCACACAUGUUUAUGCGGAGCUACGGAGAGAGUCCUCUCAUGGUCAAGGAGUUCCAAUCGCAGUAAGGCACAUAGAGUCGAUGAUACGAAUGUCAGAAGCCCAUGCAAGAAUGCAUUUAAGAAAUUACGUAUCUCAAGAAGAUGUGGACAUGGCAAUUCGAGUCCUUCUGGAUUCAUUUAUCUCAACCCAGAAGUUUGGGGUCCAAAAGGCUUUACAAAAGAGCUUCAAGAAGUACAUGACAUUCAAGAAGGAUUACAAUGAGCUCCUCCUCCAUCUUUUGCGCGGGCUUGUCAAGGAUGCCUUGCACUUCGAAGAAGUCAUGUCAGGUUCAACCUCAAGGCUCAACCACAUCGAGGUGAAGGUGGACGAACUUCGAAACAAGGCACAAGAGUAUGAAAUUUAUGAUCUGCAGCCAUUCUUCACCAGCACCCAGUUCUCCAAAGCAAACUUUGUGCUGGAUGAGGAACGGGGGCUGAUUCGGCAUCCCAUUCCGAGGAAUUUGGACUGAUUCGGCAUCCCCCUGCAAAGAACGUGGGCUGAUUUGGUAUCCCUUGCGAGAUGAGGAAGAUGGAUUUUUCUCACAAAUGGAGCAUACACUAGUGAUGGAUUCUGUAAUAGACGAAGCUUUGUGAUCAUGAAAUUACUUAAAGAGUAAUGUGCUUAUUAUACAAAAAGCUAGAGCUGUAUGGUUCAAAAACUUGUGGGUUAUUUGGAUUUGGAGAUGGGGACAGAAAGCAAGACAGAGAGCCUGAAUCAUCCAUCUGUGGAUGUUGUGCUUUCUACAUUCUCAAGUAGAGAAUUAGUUGGCUUCCAGCAGCACCUGCGCAUCAGAUAACUAUGUUGUCUGCAGGUUUCUGUGCAUGUGGGCCCACCGAUUCGGUGGUCCAAGCUACCUUCCCAUGGAUGGAGGAUGCCCUAGUAAUUCUGGAGAUUGGAUGAUUGCUUCCCUGCAGCAUUUAUCCUUUUACCAUUGUAUGGAAUGGUUGCUGAAUUUCCGUCCAUGUGACACCUUGUAUGUGAUAUGCAUUGCUAUCUAAAUACCAAUUACAGUGGAAUCAAUCAUUUGGAAUCAA